UCGAAUAGAAACUUGGCUCGUCAUUUUAGUGCCGCUUCUGAAUUUGCAUCGUCACUUUUUGGUGUCGUCGGUGUUGUCGUUUCGCUUUGGUGCCGUUGGAGUCGUCGUUCUUGGUAUCGUAGACUUGUUGUCUUGCUGCUAGAAUGUAUCCAAUAUCUUUAUAAGCUGGACUUGGGUUAG
Messenger RNA from Racocetra persica, 180 nucleotides. Lineage: Eukaryota; Fungi; Glomeromycota; Glomeromycetes; Diversisporales; Gigasporaceae. The record is from the annotation of a GenBank genome assembly.